Anopheles arabiensis is the source of this 3119-nucleotide messenger RNA. It is a transcript of the gene Dhx15, whose product is annotated as putative pre-mRNA-splicing factor ATP-dependent RNA helicase PRP1. The record is from RefSeq and is a predicted model, not a curated record. The transcript has 7 exons. Gene Ontology annotation, molecular function: RNA binding; ATP binding; RNA helicase activity. Gene Ontology annotation, cellular component: spliceosomal complex; intracellular anatomical structure. Lineage: Eukaryota; Metazoa; Arthropoda; Insecta; Diptera; Culicidae. Bases 501 to 2738 code for a protein of 745 amino acids.
UUCCGAACGCCAUUUUUCGGGCAACCGAGGCACGCAGCCCGAGAUCAAUAGUGUGGUUAUAAUUGUUUCGCGGAUACGCUCCAACUUUUAUAAGCCCGCUCCGGUUUUCGAUCCCCUUUUCCUUGUGGCAAUAAGAUCCCCCGUUCUAAGAUGUGCUACAGUGUUUCGCGACGCUCGGUGGCACCAUACGGAUGAAGAGCUGGCCCCUGGCUUGUGCUACGCGGUGCCGGAAGGGACAGAAUCAAACACAUCAAACUCCUCGUGCAUCGAGUGCAAAGAAGAAAACGAAGCGACCCGCCGUCAUUCCCACGCUACAAAGGGCUGAAGGAAAGGUCACAGCGGUCUGCACGGGUAAACACACAGCUUGACCAGGGUGGGGUAAAAAGGUAGAAUAACGCCGGUCCGGGGGACGCUUGUGGCAGCCGCCACAGGAACUUUAGCAUCGUGCCCCAUCGUGUGUACCGUUUCGAGGGGUAAAUAGGGGAAAAAGGCACGCGAAAAUGUCCAAGCGGCGUAUCGAGGUGAUGGACCCUUUCAUUAAGAAGCGAAGGGAGGAGAAGGCAGCGGCCGAAGGGGCGGCUGGCGCCAGCUCGUCCAAGCUCGAUGUGGCCGGCUCGUCCUCCAGCGGGCCCAGCUCCGCCUCGAAGGCGGCGGCGGCGGCAGCGGCCGCCGGUUCCGCCACCGAGUCGGGCGGCAAGAACCCGCUGAACGGUAUCGCCUACACGCAGAACUACUACAAGCUGUACAAAAAGCGCAUCACGCUGCCGGUGUUCGAGUACAAGACGGACUUUAUGCGGCUGCUGUCGGAGCACCAGUGCAUCGUGCUGGUCGGUGAGACCGGGUCGGGCAAAACCACCCAAAUACCUCAGUGGUGCGUGGAGUACGCGCUGCAGACGAGCUCGAAGGGGGUGGCGUGUACGCAGCCGCGCCGUGUCGCCGCCAUGUCCGUGGCCCAGCGCGUCUCGGAGGAGAUGGACGUGAUGCUCGGGCAGGAGGUGGGCUACAGCAUCCGUUUCGAGGACUGCUCCAGCCCGCGCACGCUGCUCAAGUACAUGACGGACGGUAUGCUGCUACGCGAGGGGAUGAGCGAUCCGAUGCUGGAAGCGUACCAGGUCAUCCUGCUCGACGAGGCGCACGAGCGGACGCUCGCGACCGAUCUGCUGAUGGGCGUGCUGAAGGAGGUGAUCCGGCAGCGCAAGGAUUUGAAGCUGGUGGUCAUGUCGGCCACCCUCGAUGCGGGCAAAUUCCAGCAGUACUUCGACAACGCGCCGCUCAUGAACGUCCCCGGCCGAACGCACCCGGUCGAGAUCUUCUACACGCCCGAGCCGGAGCGCGACUAUCUGGAGGCCGCGAUCCGCACCGUCAUACAGAUACACAUGUGCGAAGAGAUCGAGGGCGACAUACUGAUGUUCCUGACCGGGCAGGAAGAGAUCGAGGAGGCGUGCAAGCGGGUGAAGCGCGAAAUCGACAACCUCGGCCCGGACGUGGGCGAGCUGAAGUGCAUCCCGCUCUACUCGACGCUGCCGCCGCCGAUGCAGCAGAAGAUUUUCGAACCGGCACCGCCGAAACGGCCGAACGGUGCGAUCGGCCGCAAGGUGGUCAUCUCGACGAACAUUGCGGAAACGUCGCUCACGAUCGACGGGGUGGUGUUUGUGAUCGAUCCUGGGUUCAGCAAGCAGAAGGUGUACAAUCCGCGCAUCCGGGUGGAAAGUUUGCUCGUGUCACCGAUCAGCAAAGCGUCGGCCCAGCAGCGGGCCGGUCGGGCCGGGCGAACGCGCCCCGGCAAGUGUUUCCGCCUGUACACGGAGAAGGCGUACAAGACGGAGAUGCAGGACAACACGUAUCCGGAAAUUUUGCGUUCCAAUUUGGGCACGGUCGUGCUGCAGUUAAAGAAGCUUGGCAUCGAUGAUUUGGUUCACUUCGAUUUUAUGGAUCCGCCGGCGCCGGAAACGCUGAUGCGUGCGCUCGAGCUUCUCAACUAUCUGGCCGCCCUGGACGAUGACGGCAACCUGACCGAUCUCGGUGCGGUUAUGGCCGAGUUUCCACUGGAUCCGCAGCUAGCGAAAAUGCUAAUUGCCAGCUGUCAGCACAACUGCUCCAACGAAAUUCUUUCCAUCACCGCUAUGUUGUCGGUUCCACAGUGCUUCGUGCGACCAAACGAGAUGAAGAAAGCGGCCGAUGAUGCUAAGAUGCGCUUCGCGCACGUCGAUGGCGACCAUCUGACGCUGCUGAACGUGUACCAUGCGUUUAAGCAGAACAAUGAAGAUCAGGGCUGGUGCUAUGAUAACUUCAUCAACUACCGCUCCCUGAAGUCGGCCGACAAUGUGAGACAGCAGCUAGCGCGCAUUAUGGACCGCUUCCAGCUCCAGCGCACCAGCACGGACUUCACCUCGAGAGAGUACUAUUUUAACAUUCGCAAAGCAUUGGUACAGGGCUUCUUCAUGCAGGUCGCACAUUUGGAACGAACCAAGCACUAUCAGACGAUAAAGGACAACCAGGUGGUGCAACUGCAUCCGUCCACUUGUCUGGACCACAAACCGGAAUGGGUAAUUUACAACGAGUUUGUGCUGACGACGAAAAACUACAUCAGAACUGUCACGGAUGUAAAGCCGGAAUGGUUGCUGCAGAUUGCCCCACAGUACUACGACAUGAAUAACUUCCCGCUGUGUGAGGCGAAACGGCAGCUCGAGCUGAUACUGGCGCGCAUGGACUCGAAGCAGUUCCAGCAAGGAUUUUAAAUUGUAAUUAUGCUCAAACUCUGCUGCACCGCGCGCGCGUUUUAGCUAUCCCUCUUCGUCAUACCUUAAUACCGCGCGCGAGGUAGCGAAGAGAGGACGUUAACGGCAAGCGGCACCCACGUGUGAGAGGUGAGAGCAUUUCAAUCAAAGAAAAGUAUCAAUCUGCUUUUAAGUUUCUCCAGUUCUUUUUUGUGCGUCUCUGUCCCAUCAAAGCAUCAUCUCCAUACCCAUACCACAAACACAGAACGGUGCGAUUAUACAAAAAGUAGGCUUUUAGGGAAGUAACUUACCUUAAUUUCUUUGCUUUCGGGAUACUUUGCGCCCUGAGAAUACGCGGUAUGUGGCUAAAGUCAGAAAUAAAUAGAUAUGUACACACACAAA